UCGGUUUAACCCGCUUCGUUGAUUCUUAAAUGAAUUAAAUAUGGAAGUCAUGUAUACGUAUACGAAAUGUACAGUAUGCGAUACAUCGGUUUAAUAUACAAUAAUAUGUAAAAGAGGAGCUCAGAUUCCACACCGAAAACAAAGCAUGGAGGAUUAAUGUUUAUAAGACACUGGUCAAAAGGUUAAACGCUUAAAGGAUUUACUAAUUUAAUGUAAACGAGUAUGGAAUAGAGAAUUAAAGUGUAUAUACGCAGACACGUUACCAGUCGUUGAGCAAACAUUACGGAUGAUAACCAUAAGAUACCCUAAACAUGGAUUUAGUAAAAACUUUUAAGACAAGAAAUAUACACGGUAAACAGUGAACCUGGGACUUGGCUUUUGUGUAUAUUCCAUACCCGCGCCAGACAAACUGUCACUUUAAACGUGUGUCAAGUUGAUACAAAUCAUUUUGGAAAUGUAGCCGAACAAUAGGAGCUUCAUAACAGGGAGCUUUAAGGGGCUUAAAGAAGAGAUAUGCUUCAGACUACCGUGUAGUCCAGGUUUUAUAUAGGAAAACGUUGCAGUGUUCUUUAUUUGGAAAAUAUUGAUACAGUGGAAGGAUUUUAUCUAACGAUCGAUAGCUACCUGUUUUCAUAAUCACCUCAUAUGGAAAAUAAUGAUCAUUUUAUACAAGACAACUGGAUUCCAUCGUUAAUUGACAUGAUUUUAGAUGAUAAUCAGAUAUAUUAUUGUCAAGUACUGGUACUAGCAGUUCUUUACUGGUAAGAGUUCUGUACAUUCUGGAAUGUAUAGCAUUGAAAGUGUAAUUAACCAGGAUGUAUCUUUGAACUCAAGUAAAGUGACGAUAAGGUAUCAUAUAUUGACCUGAUAGUAUUAAAAUGACAAUGUCUCUUGAAGAUGAAAUAAUGUAGGGAUUGUUCUGUGGCCCAAUGUUGGCAAGGUACUGUGGUCGUGCAUUGGCUGCACGUUGAACUCCAGAUACUGAAAACGUUUCACUAUGAAUACCGGUCAGAUUUUUACGUACGGACGGACAGGGGGCGACGGUAGUAGCACCGGGAACGGGGCGUCUUCUUUCACAAAUGGAGAUACUCAAAGUUGGGAAGAGAAAUCCCGCUCAUUACGGGACAUCAUAACUCGUGGCAAGUACCCGUGCCUUGUGAAAGUGAAAGGCUCCGUAAUUAGGAAGUACAUGCCACAGAAAUCCCCGGGCUCGAGUCCCACGAAUCCGGGGGCGGGUCUUACCGGAAACCCCACAAACGACGACGAGAUUCUUCACGUGAUAGAGCUCCGGCGGCACAAGAUGGUGGUUGCCACUCGCCUCCAGUGGGAACGCCGUACGAACGAGUACACGCGGACGGACAAACAUGUGGAUAUUAACGUGGCACAGAAAGGCUGGUUUGAAGUGUUGCCAGAUAACGGUCAGCCCGUUGAGUAUUUCGACACCAUCAACGCCAUAGUCGGUCUCCGGCCAAAACAGUUCCUUGUGCGAACCUCCAUAGUUGGGUACGAGCUGAGCAUGGAAAACGGCGUCAACAGCUGGGUUCCCUGGGAGAUUCGUCCUGGGGAGGUCCUCACUACCGGUAUAGUUCACAUGGAUCAGAAAAGGACAAAGAAAAAGACAUUGUUUAAACGGAUAUUUAGUUCUAAUAAGAAUUCUGGAAAGAAAGAGCAGGACCUCAAAUAUUUACAAUGCUUUGAUGCUGAUAAUCGUGAAAUUAUGGUACCUUUGAUAAUGACUGGUGUCUUUAGUCCCGUUGGCGAUCAAUCUAAUACUAAUUUCGACGCUGUGUACAAUCUCCAUGACUUAAUAAGUGCAUUUAAUUUACCAAUCAAGGUUCAACUUAUUCAUUCCGAUGCUCAAGCUAAUAACCAUGUGCCUAGUGGAGUGUUACUUUUAGAACGUUUAAAGGACUCAGAAACGGUGCUAGUUGCUAGGCAUCCAUACGUGGAACACGUCUCAGAGACGUUUCAGUUACCCGUUGAUCAAGAUAUACAAGUGACAAAAGAGCGGAAAAAGAGACAGAAAAGUUUGACUACUGUUUCAAAUUCAGAUCCACUCAUUGAUAAUGCAAAUGACAUAGUAGAUGCACCUGAAAUUGUUCUGCCAAUUAGAAUAAAGGAAUCUAAGAAAUCAAAAGGAAGUGCUAUAUUAGAAAAGUUGAGUGUCCGUUCGAAGAGUAGAAAAGAACGAGCUAGUUUAAAGGCAUUACAGGAAGAGGGCAUAUUUUCUUCUAGACUCAGUAAAAGUGAUCUCACGUUCGAAGACUUUUAUGCUAAUGGCGAAAGUGACGAUGCCAAAUCUAAACCAUCUGAUGAAACAAUUGUUAAAGAUUCCGUCCAAUCUCCAGCAGCUGGCGUGUCUCAAUCAAAACAGGAACUGGAUAUAGAAAAUGGGUACUCUGUGUCCACCAAACGUAGCGCGAUGCAAGAUAGGGACUUGCCUCCAAUACCAAGCAAAACCAAAAGUCCAACAAAACGAACCCAGUACACGAAAGAGAAUGACUACGAGGAGCUCCCGCUUGCCCCUCGACCUCCACACCUUUAUCUUAGUCAGGGAACUUCAGAGAACCAUGACCAUGACGACGGCUACAUGACGCCGGCGCGGUUCAGGGAACUAAACGAGGAAUCCAAGGGAGACUACGACAAUGUUGUUAAGAGGAAACCGCCUACAGCCCCCAAACCCGACUACGCUCGAAUAUCUCGUGCCAGAAAAGCCAAAAGUGAUUAUGCAUCACCUCCUAGUCGGUCUAAUUGUGAUAAUAACGACACUGUACAGAAUAUUGAACACUUGUUUGACUAUGCCCUUGCGGAGGGUGCUGAUGAGACGCCGGUUACAAGCAGUCCUUACGGCAAGCGACAGUUACCAAACACACCGGGGUCCUACCAACGUUCCAUCCCCAGACGCGGCUCACAUGACAAUAGAGUCUUUCAUGACGACUUUGAAAUAGGGGCCAAGUCAUUGUCAGGGUUUGCAAAGCUUAAGUCAAGGUCACAGAAAAAUCUUAACAUGGAGACAAACGCUACCAUCAGAAGUCACAACGUACGUAAAAUGAGGACGGCAAUGGACGUGUUUGGCAACAGUGAUUCUCUGCGUGACUUACGUCAACCAUUACAAUUAGACGGAAAUGAUCAGCCUGUUGAACCAAUGUACGGCAGGGUGGUUGAUAGCGAUCGUAUAAAAUCUUACGUGUACGCCCAACAGAAUCCAUACGGACGUCUCGGUAACCAUUACGUAGAAAGUGAACCUGGUUUUAGAAGAUACAGUCGCGCAAACUCUAAUGCCGCGCUGAGCGACUCGUUUCCGAAACACGGCGAUGACUCAGCGAUUUCGAUCAACUCACGCGGUGAGUACGGACUUCUUCCGGGAGAGAGUGAUUACAGCUACUCUGAAUACUCAGAAUGGCAUGACGACGGCUGGAUCCCGCCCGACGAUAUAUCCACCCUGUCUGUGCUCGAGGUGAGCAAGUCGCUCCGGUAUAUCGGGAUGAAGGACCGCGUUGUGAUACGGUUUUCGCGGGAACAGAUCGAUGGAAACAUGCUGCAGACGCUUGACGUCAAGCUUCUUAAGGAAGGAUUUCCCGAACUGAAUGCAUUGGACGUGAAAAAGAUUUUAGACUUUGUUAGUGGUUGGCGACCAAAGAAAUGAAAAUGAAAUAUGUUACGUCAUUUGAGUAGUGGUUAUUUACUUAGAACUUAUUAUAUGAUGUCUUUCAGUUUUUUAUUACGAUCGUGCGUCUGCCCGAUCAUUCUCGGUAUUUCAAUUGACAAUGUUAAACCUAUUGCAUGCUGUUUUACGUUUGCUUAUUUAUUAUUGAUCAUUAAGUAUAUAUACCCCCAUUUCAACAUAUCGUGAUUAUUUAAACCUUGAUAAGCACAUAUUUUGAAUAAAAUGAUAUACUUCAAAA
Mya arenaria is the source of this 3905-nucleotide messenger RNA. RefSeq lists its product as uncharacterized. The record is from RefSeq and is a predicted model, not a curated record. The transcript is spliced from 2 exons. Lineage: Eukaryota; Metazoa; Mollusca; Bivalvia; Myida; Myidae. Bases 998 to 3646 code for a protein of 882 amino acids.